Erythranthe guttata (spotted monkey flower) is the source of this 6672-nucleotide messenger RNA. It is a transcript of the gene NUA, whose product is annotated as nuclear pore anchor. Lineage: Eukaryota; Viridiplantae; Streptophyta; Magnoliopsida; Lamiales; Phrymaceae. Gene Ontology annotation, molecular function: structural constituent of nuclear pore. The record is from RefSeq and is a predicted model, not a curated record. Gene Ontology annotation, cellular component: nuclear pore. Gene Ontology annotation, biological process: protein import into nucleus; mRNA export from nucleus.
AAAAGCGUGUUUUCCCCAAAAGACGAACGUCCUUUGAUUUCUGGUCUCCCUCCCUCCCAUUUCUCUCUCGCACAUAACCCUAGAACCAUUGCUUCAUUCUUUGAAUCCAUCAAUUUUGUAAAAUUAGGGCUCGAUACAGUUCGAUUUUUUUUUUGAAUGAAGAAAGAGAGGCAGACGAACGAACGCCGUCUGUAAUUUUUUCUGCCGAGGAGGAGGUGGUGCGAGGGAUACGGCAAUCAGAAAUGCCGCUGUUUAUAUCGGAGGAAGAAUUCCGGCGGUGCUCGGACGACGCCGGGGUGGUGGCGGAGAAGGCGGACGCAUUUAUCCGGGAGCUGUACAGUCAAAUAGAAACGGUCAAGGCGGAGGCUGACGCCGGUUUCAUCACCCUCGAGCAAUCAUGCUCCAUCAUCGAGCAGAAGUACGUCUCGCUUUCUGGGGAGUACUCUUUGCUCCAGUCGCAGCAGUCGGAACUCAGCUCUUCGCUCGAGAAACGCACUUCUGAACUCCGGCAAGUCGAAUCCGAGAAGCAGCAGCUCCUGGUCCAAUCUACUGAGAAAGAUGGGGCAAUUGAGAGGCUGGCAACGGAAGCAUCAGAACUACACAAAUCAAAGAGGCAGUUAAUGUUAAUGUUGGAGCAGAAGGACUCGGAAGUCAGCGAGAAAAAUGCUACCAUUCAAAAUUAUCUAGAUAAGAUUCUCAAAUUGACUGAAAAUGCUGCACUGAAAGACGGACGUCUGGGUGAGCUGGAGUCUGAACUGGGACGGUUGCAUGCUACAUCUUCACGUUUUUCGCAGGAAAAGGAGCUUCUCGAGAGGCAUAACGCAUGGCUUAAUGAGGAAUUGAAAACUAAAGUUGAUAAUGUUCUUCAGUUGCGCAAAGAAAAUGGAGAACUUGAAGCUGAUAUGUCCUUUAAGCUUGCAGAUGUUGAAAGGAAAUUGAAGGAUAGCUCUAGUUCUUUGAAAUAUCACAAGGAUAGAGUGAAGGAGUUGGAGGAGAAACUGUCAUCCAUGGAAAGAGAAUUACUGUCGACUAAAGAAGCAACUGCAACUGCGGAAGAGCAUUUUACUGCUGAGAUUUCAACAGUUACCAAGCUUGUGGACUUGUACAAGGAAAGUUCAGAAGAAUGGUCCAAGAAAGCUGGAGAUCUUGAGGGGGUCAUCAAGGCAUUAGAAACUCACUUGGAUCAAGUUGUAAGUGAAUAUAAAGAUAGGCUUGAGAAGGAAGUUUCUGCAACAAAGGAGCUGGAAAAGCAGGAGUCCGCUGAUUUGAAAGAGAAGCUUCAAACUUGCGAAGCAGAACUGGAAAAUUUGAGGAAGGGAAACGAGCUAAUACCUCUUCCUAUGAGUAGUUUUACAACUGACUCUUUUAGAUUGGCAAAUUCUGUUGAUGCUGAUCAAAUGGUCGAGGAUGAUCGAGCAAUUGUACCUAGGAUUCCAGGCGGUGUUUCAGCAACGGCUUUAGCUGUUUCACUUAUUAGGGAUGGAUGGACUCUGAACAAAAUGUAUGUGAAAUACCAAGAAGCUGUCGACGCACUACGCCAUGAGCAAAUGGGAAGAAAGCAAGCCCAAUCUAUCUUGGAACGAGUGCUUUACGAGGUAGAAGAAAAGGCUGGGCUCAUCAUGGAUGAACGAGACGAACAUGAGAGACUUGUCAAGGCUUACGAAGCUUUAGAUAGAAAACUGCAGCAUUCACUGUCUGCUCAUGCUGCUUUGGAGAUGACCAUUCUAGAGUUGAAGGCUAGCUUAAAGAGGCAGGAGCGGGACCAUGCUGCAGCUCAGAAGGAGAAUAUUGACCUCCGGAAGCAGGUAGCUGUUCUUCUAAAGGAGUGUCGUGAUGUGCAGUUGCGUUGUGGAUCAGUUUCUAGUUAUAAUGACGAUGAGCAUAUUGUUGGUCCUUCAAUAUCAGGGAAUUCUAUAUCCGACAUUGAGGAUAUCAUAACGGAACGACUGUUGACAUUCAAGGAUAUAAAUGGAUUAGUUGAACAGAAUGUUCAGCUGCGGAGUCUUGUUCGAAUCCUUUCUAACCAGAUUGAGGAAAAAGAAGCAGAGUUGAAGGACAAGCAUGAUAAGGAGCUUCAGAUGCGUACUGAGGAGACUGCAUCUAAAGUUAAUGCAGUGUUGCUAAGAGCAGAGGAACAGUCCCACAUGAUUGAAUCACUUCAUUCUUCUGUGGCAUUGUACAAGAAACUAUACGAGGAAGAACAGAAACACCAUUCUCAUCGUACUCAUCUGCAAGAAGCUGUUCCAGAACAAGGAAGCAGAGAGAUCGUGGUUUUAAAUGAAAGUAGUCAUAGUACAUCAAGAAAGGUGCAAGAACAAUCUUCGGAGCGACUAAAAAAUCUUGAAGAAGAUUUAGCAAAAUCCAGGAAUGAGAUAAUAUCACUGCGAAGUGCGCGUGAAAACGCAGCAUUGGAAGCAAAGUUGGCACAAGAAAAACUUGACAGAUUUAUGAAGGACUUUGAGCACCAGAGAGAAGAGCAUAAUGGAGUCUUAGCGAGAAACCUUGAGUUCUCAACGUUGAUAGUUAACUAUCAGAAACAGCUACGUGAAAGUGCCGAGUCUUUAAAUGCGUCCAGUGAAUAUUCUCGGAAACUUUCUUUGGAGGUAGAUAAUUUGAAGCACGAAAAGGAAAUGUUGAAGAACUCGGAGAAGAGAGCUUCUGAUGAAGUUCGCAGUUUAUCAGAGAGGGUUUAUCGGUUACAGGCCAGUUUGGACACCAUACAGAGCACUGAGGAAGUGCGGGAGGGGACUAGAGGUCUUGAUAGGAGAAAGCAAGAGGAGUACAUCAACAACAUGGAGAGAGAAUGGGCUGAGGCAAGAAGGCAGCUCGAGGAAGCGCGAGUUAAUGCUCAACAUCUUUCUAUUGAGCGUGAAACUGCCUCAAAUAAUGCUUUAAAAAAAAUUGAGGAACUGAAUAAAAAAUGUGCUGACGCAUUGCAAUCUGUAGCAGCUGCUGAGAAUAGGGCUGUAGCUGCGGAGGCUCGCUUAUCUGUUCUGGAGAAGAUUAUGGAAUCUGCAGGAACUAAGGAUCCUCAUAGUUCUGAAGGUGGCCAAUCCUCUUCUUCUAGUGAAAAGAUAUUGGCUACUUACCGUGACGAAAUUGAAAAUUUGAGGGCGGAAGCCCAAGCUAACAAAGAACACAUGCUUCAGUACAAGAGCAUAGCUCAAGUGAACGAGGAAGCACUCCAUCAAAUGGAAUCAGCCCUUGAGAACUUUAGAAAUGAGGCUGAUGAAGUUAAGAGAUCACUAGAAACUGAGCUUAAUUCACUUAGAGACCGUGUUAAAGAACUUGAAGAUGAAUGUAAAGUGAAGACUGAGGAAGCACUUUCUGUUAAUGCUGGAAAAGAGGAGGCUCUUGCCGGUGCUUUAUCUGAAAUUGCCAGACUGAAGGAUGAUUACUCUGUUAAAAUGUCACAGAUCGUGUUGAUGGAAUCACAAAUCUCUGCCUUGAAAGAAGAUUUGGAGAGAGAACAUCAAAGAUGGCGGGCUGCUCAAGACAAUUACGAAAGACAGGUUAUCCUACAGUCAGAAACAAUUCAGGAGCUGACAAAAACGUCACAUGCCUUGGCUUCAGAACAAAAGGAGACAUCUGAACUCCGUAAAGCGGUGGAUCUGCUUACAACCGAAAAUAGAGACCUCAAAUCGAAAUGGGAGACGGAAAUAUUAGCUAUAGAUGUAUACAAGAGUGAAGCAGACAAGAAAUACAGUGAAGUUGAUGAACUGAAUAAAAUUUUGCACAGUCGGCUUGAGGCCUUACAUAUUAAAUCAGCAGAGAGGGAAAGAGGAUUGGCUUCUGGAACCAGUUCCCAUGAUUUUGCUGCUGAUGAUGGGUUGCAGAAUGUUGUGAAUUAUCUCCGGCGAUCAAAGGACAUAGCUGAAACUGAGAUCUCUUUGCUUAAACAAGAAAAGCUUCGUUUGCAAUCUCAGUUGGAGAGCGCAAUGAAAUCGGCUGAAUCUGCACAAAGUUCACUUCACAAAGAACGAGCAAAUUCUCAAGCAUCAAUUUACUCCGAAGAAGAGUUCAAAUCUCUUCAACUGCAGAUUAGAGAAUUGAACUUACUUCGCGAAAGUAACGUGCAACUCAGAGAGGAGAAUAAGCAUAAUUUCGAAGAAUGCCAGAAACUUCGUGAAGCAGUCCAGAGUCUUAGGAGUGAAACCGAGAACUUGGAGAAGCUUCUUAGAGACAGAGACUCUGAGUUGGAAUCUUCCAGAAAGGAGAUCGAAAGUCUAAAGAUUGAAAAAUCGCAUCUUGACAAGAGGAUACACGAGUUGUUGGAGAAGUGCCAAGGUGUUGUUGAUAUUAACGAUCAUAAUCGCCUGAAAGAAUCUCUUCAGCAACUCCAGACCAGUUCGAGAGAAAAUGAUGCACAGUUGGAGGAAUAUAAAAAGCUCUUAUCAGAAAAGCAGGACAAUGUAUUACAAUUAGAGCGUGACUUGACGAGAAUCAGAGCAGAGUUGAAUGAGAGAGACACCAGAAUUAAUGAGCUAUCGCAGGCUGAGGCUUCUUUGAAAUCCGACACUGAAAAAACUAGGCGAUUGAAUGCUCAGCUGAAGAGAAAGUUGGACAGCUUGUCAAGGGACAAGGAGGAGCAGAGCAAAGAGGUGCAGGCCUUGUCAAAACAAUUAGAGGAAGCCAAGCAGAAGAGAAACACAGUAGAUUCUGCUAGUGAACAGGCUCUCAGAGAAAAGGAAAAGGAGAAAGACACCAGAAUACAAAUCCUGGAGAGAACUUUGGAAAGGCACCGAGAGGACCUGAAGAAGGAGAAAGAGGACUUGAAGAAGGAGAAAGAGGAUCAUCAUAAAGAAAAAGAAAAAAGCCACAAGAUCCGGAAAACAAUUAUCGAGUCUCGUGAGAAUGUUCUUCUGCGGGAGGCAAAGUUUUCGGAUGAGCUAAAGAAGCAUCAACAAGCUCUGGCAGUGGUCGAAGAAGACGUAGUGAAAUUAAGGAACUCUUUAGGUGUUCAAUCCGAGGGUACAUCUGCAAUUCAGCAAUUUUCCAGUACCCUUUUGGAGGACUUUGCUUCUGCUUAUUUCCAGGCUGUAGAGAAUUUCGAUCAGGUUGUAAAACCAGUUUGUGGUGAUCUAGAUUCUUCCGUCCCCACUGAUGCAUCAUCACUUGAUAAUACAUUAUCUUCUGGAGCUGGACAAGCCUCUGGACCACCUGCUGCAAAUGCUCCUCCUUUAACAAGAACAACCGAAGCAAACGAUAGAAGACUUGCUUUAGCGAAGGCAAAUAUUAAAAUGGGAAGGAAACUGGUGCGCCCUAAUAUUGCAAAACCGAAGGAGCCUCAAGGUGGUGAUGUUGAUAUGUCUGAAGCAGACGAGUCCAACACCGUGCAAGGAGGAAAUGCAACUAUUGUACCAUCAGCAGCAACUGUUCCAUCAUCCAACACUACAGAAAGUCAAGGAGGAAAUGCAACUGUUGUACCAACAACAGCAACACUUACACGUAAGCGACCAUCGGCUUCUUCAUCAUCCGAUUUGCAAGAGGAGACGCUUGCACCCGAAGAAACAGGCUCCGAUUUGCCGCUGAAAAAAUUGAAAGCAUCGGAAGAGACCCCACCACAAGAGGGCGGUGAAGAUUUAUCCGCCGUUCCGUCAAAGAUUUCCGAAGUAGUCAACAUCGAGGAAUUAUCAUCAGACUCUAAGGAGGAGCCUGUUGACCUUGAAAAGGCCGAGUCCGAAGCUGCAGAGGAGCAAGUGGAGGAACAGCCGACAGUGGAUGAACAGAUUCAGGUUGAGCCAAUGGUAGAAGCAGGCGAAGUUGUUGUAGAUGAAAAAUCGGAGAAGCCAAUUGAAGCUGUUGUGCUGUUAUCUGACGAUCAAUUGAGGGACCAAACAGAACAGGACAUCCAGCGAAUAGUUUCGGAAUCUGGCGGCGAUAGAGAAGAGGGAGAAGUGGUCGGAGAUUUUGCUGAUAAUGAUGAUGACAGCAAUGUGUCAACUGAGACGGGGGAAUUUCAGGCUGAGCAGUCGGUAGAACCCGAGAGUUCACCGAUCAGAGAACCACCCGCUUCGGCAAGUUUGGAGGCUGGGGAAAUCGAACCUUCGCAGGCUCUAGAGGAAGAAAAGCUUGUUGAAGGUGUGGAUCAAGCUGCUGAAACUGAGAAGGCGACUGAGGAAGCAUCGACUAGCACUUCUGAACAAGGUGGAAAACCAGUAUCGCCUGUGAAUAAUAGUAUCUCAACUACUAUUAAUCUACAGGAGAGAGCAAGGCAGAGAGCUUCAUUAAGACAGGCUGGACGAGGUGGAGUUGCUGCAGCAGCACCGGCAAAUAGCAGUUCGACUUCUUCGCCUAGCAGAGGUCGGGGGAGGGCUGUUCGUGGACGCGUUGCACGAGGUGGCAGAACUGCACGUGGGCAGUCACCUGGUUAGGAAGGGUUCGGGACGAAGAAUUAGCAAAUGUCACAGCCAAGUGGGGUUAAAGAAAUGUAUUGAAAUCUUCAUCAUGUCAUUGAAGAGCUAUUACGCAUUCGAAUGUGAUUAAAAGUGAACACUCGCACUAGUUCUUUUUUGUCGGUCCUUUAAUUUUCAUAUGGGAUUAGUUGGCGUAUGAUGAAUUCUAGGUUUAGUUUACAUGCGAGAUGUGGAGUACUAUUACCCAUCUAUAUGCAUUAUUGGAUCAUAAAAUUACCAGUUUAUAAUUAUUGAUGAGAAGCAUUGAGUAUUCUAC